Populus trichocarpa (black cottonwood) is the source of this 2677-nucleotide messenger RNA. Its product is annotated as protein SET DOMAIN GROUP 41. Lineage: Eukaryota; Viridiplantae; Streptophyta; Magnoliopsida; Malpighiales; Salicaceae. Bases 1618 to 2598 code for a protein of 326 amino acids. The transcript is spliced from 2 exons. The record is from RefSeq and is a predicted model, not a curated record.
GAAGUUGGCCAGGUGGAACCCAGUCAACCCGGCGGGUCGACCCGGGACCCGGUCCACCCGGUCUAUUUUUUUUAUAUAUUAGCAGCCAUUAAACGACGUUGUUUUGGCCUUUUAAAAGGCCAAAACGCUGGAGAACAACGAAGCAGAAUUGAGGACAGAUGAAAACCUAAUUAAUGAAAGACGAAAUCAAUUUGAAUUAACGAAACAAAAGCUGAGGAGCAGAGGAGUAGAAGACGUCUUGACUCUUGAUCAUUGUUUUUUCUCUGUGAAAAAGGUUUGAAUCUCCUUCUUUCACUCUCUGUUUUCUUUAUUCUUGGUCCGAGUGAUAAUUAUUGAAACAAAGUCAUUGAUCUGCUCCAACCAGCGGCCCCAAUUCGACGAAUUAGUUGCAUCUCAGUGGCUGGUCAUCACCUAAUGUAAUAAAUAAUAACAAUAAUAUUCCACUUGGGAGAAUUAGAAUAGAGAAAUUUGAUCAUGGAAGCACGUAGAUGGAGAACAGGGGGUCAAAAUGGGCAACUAAUCAAGGGCUCAAAAGCUUCCGCUUCUCAGGUUUUAUCCUCCAUCACAAUCACGAGAGCCUGGUUUCAGCAAGAGGGUCCCAACUUCUGGUCCACCCCAUGAGCUCUGCCAACCAAGCAAGUACAACUGCACGUGAUUCACCAUAGGCUCCUUGCCAUGAGCACAUAAGCAACAAAUGAAAUGCCCUUUCCACCUCUCUCUGAAUAUAUUUGAUCACAGUUGCCAUAACUUUUUCUUCAUCAGUGAACGACAAUGGCAAUCGAUAAUGACAACAAAGAAACUGCAGGAAAAUGAUGGUAUUAACUUAUUAAGCUUAUUGGUUAGAGAAACUGUAUGGUUUUUCAAUUUUUUUUUGGGUUGACCCGGGUCAACCCAUCUGACCCGUGACCCGAUCACUUGACCGGGUCGAUGACCGGGUUGGGUUUUAAAACUAUGGUUAGUACUGCUACUGGCAUUAAUGUCAGCCCCUCUUCUCCAAAUUCUUCCUCCCCAGUCCCUGGACUCACCACAACAACCAACACAGCCAUGGCUCCAUCUGCUGCAACAACAGUUCUUAUUCCCCUCUCCAACACCUAGCAGUACAGCUUCUGCUGUCUCUACUACCUUCAAUUCUGAACCCUGCCAAGCGUUCUUGGCUUGGAAACAGCAAGACCAGCUUAUCCUUAGUGCUCUGUUGUCCUCUCUUUCGGUUGAAGUUCUUCAUCUCGUGGUUGAUUGUCCAACCUCUGCCAGUGUUUGGAGCACCCUUGAACUUGCUCUUGCCUCCCCAUCCAACUCUCGGAUCAUGCAAUUGCAUGGCUCUCUUCAGGAUCUUCGACAAGGUGAUGAUACUGUCUCUCUCAACUUGCAAUGCGCAAAAGGUUAAUUUGAUGAAUUGGUUGCGGCUAGCAGACUUAUUUCUCUCACCGAUUUCAACUUAUAUGUGUUUCGGGGACUUCGCGGUGAAUUUUGUGAUUUGGUUACGAGUCUGUCAACCAAAGUUAAUCCUCUGUCGUACUCUGAGCUUCAUAGUCACCUGUCUACUCAUGAAUUUAUUCAUCGCAGCUCGCUAUCCUCCAGUCUACCUGCUGCCCACCCCUGCACAGCCCCCCUCAAUAUAUGCAGCCCAGCAUGGUUUUUCUGGGUCAAACAGCAGUGGUGCAGACAGAUUAUGUAGAUGAAGUUACAGCCGAGUAUCUUGCUGUUGGUGAUCCUGAAUCUUGCUGCAAGAAGUUUGAGAACAUGCUGAUCACUGGCCUCCUUGAUGAGCAGUUAGAGGUCAGAGAAGGAAAAUCACAGUUGAACUUCAGGUUGCAUGCCCUGCACCAUCUUGCUCUGAACACAUAUACCGUUCUGGCUUCUGCUUAUAAAAUACGAGCAAGUGACUUAUUUUCUCUGCAUUCUGAGGUGGGUGGACUUCCAUGGGAAGCUUUGAGCAUGUCCAGAAUCAGUGCAGCAUACUCAUUGUUGCUUGCAACUGCAACUUACCAUCUGUUUUGUUUUGAAUCUUCAUUGCUUGUAUCUGUUGCAAACUUCUGGACAAGUGCAGGGGAGUCCUUAUUAGCUCUUGCUAAAAGCUCAGCAUGGGAUUCUCUUGGAAAAUGUGGGUUUCCUGUCUUGAAUCUUUCUCCUCUAGCUAAGCACAAAUGCUCCAAGUGCUCAUUGCUUGAAAGCUUUGAAGUAAAUUUAUCAUUUGGUCAAGAUCACAUCCGAAAGGCAGGUUUUGACAGCGUGUCGAGCAGGUUUCUUGAUUGCAUUGGUAGUUUGUUGCAAGAAGUUUGGGGUUUUCUGAUUCAAGGCGACCGCUACUUGAAAAUGUUUAAAGAUCCCACAGAUUUCAGUUGGCUUGGGAAAUCCUUGGACAUUUGGGAUUUUGAUGCUGAAUUAACCCAUAACGAUGUGGAUUUCAAUUGUUGGACCAACAAAAGUGUUUCUGGAAUUGAGGCUCUGGGGUACACCGACCAAUGGAGAAUAAAUACUUUUCAGCUUGGUGUUCAUUGCUUGCUCUAUGGAGGAUUUUUAGCUGGCAUAUGUUAUGGUCCUCAUUCUCAUUGGAGUAGUCACAUUCGGAGUGCUCUAAAUUAUCAUGGUUGUUAUUAGAAAAAUAUAUUAGUAUUGCGGUAUUGUUAAUUUUUUUAAAAAUUAAAUAAAAAAUUAUUUAAAAAACUAGGUUAAUAAA